Peniophora sp. CBMAI 1063 is the source of this 1452-nucleotide messenger RNA. The record is from the annotation of a GenBank genome assembly. Lineage: Eukaryota; Fungi; Basidiomycota; Agaricomycetes; Russulales; Peniophoraceae.
AUGCCUGAACCUCUUGCAUCCCAACACAGUACCGCCAUCACAUCCUACAGCGAAUGGGGGGAUCUCAAUUCGAUCAAAGACGCCGACACCUCCUACGAGACGACACUUACCGGCACAACCCAGAGCAGUGAAACCACAGCGCCUACCGCCUCCGGCAGUAACAAUGGCCCAAGCUCAUCUACGUCUAAACGCAAGGAGCGUGACAUCACGCCGCCACUCGAGCAGCCGACCCGGCCGCGCACGAGUUCUGACUCGCCUGUGAAGACUGCCGCGGCGACAGAAGCAUCCGCGCGACCCCGCGGGGCCUGGGCUUCACCAACAGACAACAUCAAUACUAGGAAAGACUUAACGCGCCGAAAGCUGAUCACCGUGCGACGCCUGGGAUUCGGCAUCCAGUACACGCUAGCACAAGUCUAUCUUUCCGAGGACAAGGUCACGACUUUGCUCAUAUUAGAGAGGCUACCUCUCUUGCAAGAGACACAUGAAGCUAUAGAUCCGCACGUUCGCGAUCUUGUAAUCAACGGAGAAGCGGAUACGCUUCGACUACGGGGACGAGAGAAGGAACUCUCCGCGUUCGUGAUCUUUCUGCCUCAAUGGUAUACGGACGGUUGCGGUUUGAUCACCCUGGGAGGAACCAAGGCGCUGUACAACCUUGGCUUUUGGAACAAGAUGCCGACCGCUAUCCAGAUUCGUAUCCUCGGCGCAAAGGGCCUCCUGAUCCUAGAUCUCCAUCGUCGAGACAGCGACGAGCCCAUCGUUCGCCUGCGCCCAUCCCAGAUCAAGAUCAAGUUUCCCGUCGACUUUCCCAUAGAAGAACCCGCGCAUCUCACCAUCGACGUUUUGCCAGCCUCUCAUAUGGAGUGCGGGGUGAAGUUAUCUCGUGAGCAGCUCACCAACCUCGCGGAGAACAAAGCGCCGCCGGAAGUGAUCAUGAAUAUAAUGACGAACCAGCUCAAGAAGGCAAUAGACGACCUUCUUGCGUGGCAUAGCGUUCUCUGGACCGGCGAGCCAAGUGACGCAAUGGACAGAGCGAUGCGCUUACUAUGGGUCGCGGUUGAACGCUCCGGGGGUGUCCUAGCCGCCCGUGACGCUCGUGAGAACCCCGGAACCGCCCGCGUUCGGGGACUCCGCGCCUAUGACCGCGAGGAAGAAGAGAGCGACGACGAGGAUGAUGAUGAAGGUGAUCUCGUCACUCGGCAGCAGCGCUCUACCGCAUGGUUCCCCGAUGAAGUCUCCGGCUGUCCAUCGUCCCUCGAAGAGACGGUCAUGACCUUCAUCGACAGAGGAUUCCAACCUCGCGCCAACCCCAUCAUGGCGCAGAAGUUGCACGAAGUCGUGCAGAAGACCAUCAGAUCUUUCAGCAUCAAAUUUCGCCUGUCAGUUCCCAUGAGCUGUUCGGCGUUCUGUGUUCCUGGUGCGUUGGUUUUGCGCUCGAUGGCCGGCUGGUACUGA